AUGUCCCGCUUCUUCCACGCCAAAGGAGACUCCGACUCCGACACCGAAUCCAGCGAGGAUGAGGUUGAGGAGCAAAAAGUGAACAAAAGCGCCAAAUUCCGUGAUGACCUCGACUUCAUGGCUGGUCCUGAGGAUGACGAAAAACGUGUCGUCCGAGCUCAAAAGGACAAGAAGUUCGACGAACUCAAAGGAAUCAUCAAACAAAAUCGUGAUGCUAAGAGCAAUAAGGAUUUGAAUAGGCUUCUGACGGGAUUUGAUUCUCUAGUGAAGGCAUAUGACAAAUCAAAAACUAUUUUCCAACGCCAGAAUGUCACUAUUCCGCGUUUCUACAUUAGAUCACUUGUGGAAAUCGAGGAUUACGUGAACAAGCUCUGGGAAGACAAGGAUGCAAAAGCAUCUCUCUCGAAGAACAACGCUAAAGCUCUCCCACCUCUUCGUCAGAAGCUGAAGCGGUACAUCAAAGAACAAAGUUUCCAAGACUUGGUGACCGAUUACCGUGCCAACCCAGAUGAGGAUGGUUACGAAACUCCAGAAGAUGAGGACGAUGAUGACAUUGAGGAGGUGUCAGAAGCCAAGGUUGAGAAAUCACCUGGAAAGCCAGUCGGCAAGGCUGCUGACAGUGAAAGCGACAGCGACAGUGAUGAUGAUUCGUCUAGCUGGACGACUGAGCCAGACACAGAUGAGUCUGAUGACGAAGACAGUGUCACAAAGAUGGAACAACUUCGUCGCUAUUUCUUGAAAAAAGAGUUCCGUGAGGAGAGCAAGGAUGACAAGAGGGUCAAAAGAAAAAGAGAAAUCAAGGUUAAGGAAGUUGUUGAAGACGACGAUGAUGCUGACUGGACUCCAGUUAGCAAAGAGAAGUCUGUUGUUCACUUCGAUCCGAAAGAAGAAGUCACUCAUGAUGUUAUGAUCAAGAAACUCAACGAAGUUAUGUCUGCACGUGGAAAGAGAACAACUGAUCGCAACCAACACGUCGCCAAUCUUCAAAAACUUUUGGAAGUUUCUGGUGAGAAGGAUCUUGGUCUCGGAAUUCAUGUCAAGAUCAGUUUCUGCAUCAUCUCGGCUCUCUUCGAACUUAACGCCAAAAUCAGCGACUAUAUGGAGUACGAGACGUUCAUGAACACGUUGGCUACUGUCGACAAGCUUCUCGAUCUUCUUAUUGGAACCGACCGCGUCAAGUUGUCUGUGACUUAUGCCGAAGAAGAUGAGAAUCUCAAGGAUGAGAACGAGGAUUAUCGUAUUCAAGGAAGUAUUCUCAUCGCUGUCCAAAGAUUGGAUGGCGAAUUGGCGAAGAUACUUCAGAAUGCGGAUUGUCACUCGAAUGACUACAUCGAGAAGCUGAGGGCUGAGAAAGACAUGUGCUUGCUUAUCGAAAAAGCCGAGCGCUACGUUGAACUUCGCAGCCAUCUCAAAAUCUUCGACAAGCACGAAGUCUGCAAGGUUUACAUGAUGAGAAUCGAGCAUACCUACUACAAAUACCAAGACCAAAAUGAGGGAGACGCCGGACAGACGAUGGAUUAUUUGUGUAAGAAGAUCUACAGCUUGGAUGAUGAGAAGCGUUUGAGACAGCGUGCUAUGCUCUGCCACGUUUACUUCCUCGCCGUUCACGAUCAGUGGCAUCGUGCCAGAGACCUUCUUCUCAUGAGUCAUAUGCAAGCCAUCGUUGAUCAUUCGGAUAUUGACACUCAAAUUCUCUACAAUAGAACCAUUUGUCAACUCGGACUAUGUGCUUUCCGUCAUGGUUUCAUUCGUGAAGCUCACCAAGGACUUUCCGAGAUUCAAAACACUCAACGUGCCAAAGAAUUGCUCGCUCAAGCUGUUGGAACUCGUCAACACGAAAAGACAGCCGAACAAGAGAAGAUCGAUCGUUCCCGCCAGGUUCCUUAUCACAUGCACAUCAAUGUUGAGCUCAUGGAAUGUGUCUAUUUGAUCUGUUCGAUGCUUCUUGAGAUUCCACACAUGGCCAGUUGUGAGUUUGAGAUGCGUCGUCGUAUGCUCAGCCGCAGUUUCCACUAUCAGCUAAAACAAAGCGAGAAAGCUUCAUUGACUGGACCACCAGAGAACACUCGUGAACAUGUCGUAGCUGCAUCGAAGGCUAUGCUCAAUGGAGACUGGAGAAAAUGUAAGGAAUACAUUGUCAACGACAAGAUGAACCAGAAGGUGUGGAACCUCUUCCACAACGCCGAGCAAGUCAAGGGAAUGGUUGUGAGACGUAUUCAAGAAGAAUCCCUUCGCACAUACCUUCUCACAUACUCGACUGUUUAUGCUACAGUUUCACUCAAGAAGCUUGCUUCGUUGUUCGACCUUUCGAAGAAAGAUGUUCACAGCAUUAUCAGUAAAAUGAUUAUCCAAGAGGAGUUGUCAGCCACACUCGACGAGCCAACCGAUUGUCUCAUCAUGCAUCGUGUCGAACCAUCUCGUCUACAAAUGCUGGCACUCAACUUGUCCGACAAACUCCAAGCUCUUGCUGAGAAUAAUGAGCAAAUUCUCGAGCCACGUACCGGACGUGGAGGCUAUCAAGGACCUGGAUCGUGGUUUCCAGGCAGGAACGAGCGGCAAGGAGACAAGCAGAAAGGAGCAGGAGGAUUCCAAGGAGAACGACGUGGAGGACAAGGACAAGACGGAAAGCGAGGAAACUGGGGAUCACAGGGUGGUCAACAGCGUCGUCAUCCAAAUAAGCAACGUGCUUUCUAA
This is a messenger RNA of Caenorhabditis remanei, 2694 nucleotides long. RefSeq lists its product as uncharacterized. The coding region runs from base 1 to 2694 and encodes 897 amino acids. Lineage: Eukaryota; Metazoa; Nematoda; Chromadorea; Rhabditida; Rhabditidae. The record is from RefSeq and is a predicted model, not a curated record. Gene Ontology annotation, molecular function: translation initiation factor binding; translation initiation factor activity; RNA binding. The transcript is spliced from 5 exons. Gene Ontology annotation, biological process: translational initiation. Gene Ontology annotation, cellular component: eukaryotic translation initiation factor 3 complex.